AUGAGUCGAUGUUGGUGUGUAGCCAGAUGUUAGCAGGGGAACGACGAUGCACAGCAUGGACAGGCACAUGACAUGCUCGUCAUCCGUACGUCGGCCUCGAGGACAGAGCAGGCGCGUAUGCAAGGAACCAGGGGCAUGUUUGUCGAGGGAUGCGUAAACGAGCGAACGUUCCCCAUGAUUGUUUCACACCAAUCACGAGUUCAUUUCCGGACCCUGACCUAUACCACUAUUACUACUCGAACCACUCACACUCACCUACACCUCGCAUGUGUCUCCCACGCUCCUUUACUGCCACCAGACACGUCGUUACCCGUUGACAGCGCCCACGAUUGGAUCCCACGCACAACACGCGCCGGCCCCUGCAGCAGCCAUCCCCGCCAUUUCGAUAUCACGGGCACCUUCCCUCCCUAGCCUAGAGCACCCGCAGUCAUCACAGGCGUUGGAGCGGGAACCUACAACAACACACGAAAUCGCACCAUGCGGCGGUAGCGACAUGGAGAAUAUCAUAUCCGACGGCUCGCCUCUUGCGCAGUUACUUGAAGGUCAAGGUACUGGGUCACCCGACAACUCCCCAUCCCAAUCCCCAUCGCAGUCCGCCUUCCCGCAGAGUUUCGCGCCCCGGGGCCCUUCGACGCUGCAAUCGCGGAUACGAGACAGGCUCCCACAGCCACUGCGCAUCCACGCCCGCCAUGGCUCCAUCGCCCGCAUACACACGGCAUGUUCGAAAGCCGUCAACUCUCGCAUUGGGCGCGCCGACAACGAGCGCUUUCUGGAGCAGUUCCGCUACCUCAUCGUCGCUUCCCAGCUCCUCGGCGAGCAGGGAGGCCUUCGCGCAUCCGCCAUUCCCAGCUUCGCGGCCAACGGACGCCCCGGCCCUCACGAAUUCAAGGUCGCAGCAAUAAACCCCGUCGGUGCGGCUUUCAUUGGCACGGCGACCUUCAUACUGGCAUGGCUGGUCCACUGGUCGCGACGCCAGCCUGCGUUCAGCAAGAGUAGGACCCUGCUGGUCAUUCUGGUUUUCGCUGCCAUUGCUACGGCCGGCUACACGUACCUGCGACGGCAAUGGCUGCAAUACCUGAGGCAGGAGGCAGUCAAGGGCGCGGCUGACCUGGUUGCAAACCUGCAGGCGUUCGAAGCCUCGACAUCAUCUGCCCUUGCAUUGAUCCAGGAAGUCGAGCUCGUCUCUCGCGGCUAUCGAUUGAGCAGCCCUUUGCCGCCCAUCUCGCGCAUCGAAGAGAAAGGACAGGCCCGCCGUUGCCAGCGACUGCGUCGGAACCUCCGCGCUGCAUAUGCCGACAUUGUCCCCAUUCUCGCCGAACAGUGCCGCAGUCUGAAGCAAUUGAUACAAGAAGAUGAUUUGGAAAAGUACCUCGACGUGUACGAAAUCAGCAAUCCGGACAUGCAGGAAGCCGCUUUGAGCUACAGCGAAUCCGAAUUCGAUGAUGCCGAAACGUUGAAAGCGCUGCGCAUUCUCCAAUAUCGAUUGUCUAUUCUCCGACGAGUGUACCUGUGCUCCCUUCUUGCUAUGGAGGCAGACGGCGGCAAGCCUGACUUUGCGCGAUGGUCGACAGUCGUGGACUCUAUGCUAAACACGGCUCGUCCUGUUGGAGAAUGGAGCGAGAAGUUCAAUCGCGUGCUCGCCGAGGAAGAGCAGUUCGUACUACCAUCGCCCGCCAAAGCUGCACCCACGCCUGGCCGAGAAAAGAUACGCAAUUCCGUGCGCAAACUAUCAGGCUUGUCGAGCGGUAUUCGAGGCUUGCAAGCCAAGAUGCAGGUACUCCGCGAAGAGACCAACAAAAGCUUAGAGGACACGGAGGAUGUAACCGAUCUCGGCCACUCUCUCCUAGUGCAAUACGACUCCAUUGGCGCAGACCUCAAGAGUUUGGUACAAGCUUGGGAAGCCGGCAAGAACGCACUGGCUCUAAAUAUCGAUCGCCAUGAACGCAGGAUCUCGCAAGCAUCAAGUGGACUACGCUCGCCAGUUCCAAGCCUAGGCGGCCUGACUGCUGUAGAUGAAGGCAGUCCGUCUGAUGCUCUGCGCGCCCUUAAUGGUGACUUGCUGAGUCCCCAUCAGAGUGCUCCGUCGAGCGAUCAAGGCAGCAAUUCCGACGACGAAGUGUUCGAAGCUAUUGCUAUACCCAAGACACGAGCCACUAUGUCGAGAGAAGAGCGGAUGCAGAAGAUCCAAGAGGACCGCGUUCGGCAAGCCUCGCUACGUGAGCAGCGAGAUGCGAGCACCAACAUGCUGAGAGAGUUAGAGUCUGUCAUCAAUCUCAGACCACAUCGAGUCUCAGCGCCCCCGGCCGGCGCUCAAAUUACGAGCCUUUGAAGCACCUUUUCCUUCUGUUUACACGUUCAAACUAACGACGGUCGUUAGAUGCCGCCUUUCUUUCGCUUGCUUUACUUCUUGGCGCGCAUUGGGUCUCAAUUUGAUUUUGGGCAUUUACGCUAUACCACUGCCGCGGUCGCAUUUACUUUCCUACACAUGUCUUGGAGUCGAAGGCUUAAUGUCUAUAACGCAUACCUCGUGGUCAGAACAUCCACACAGAAUAGUAAUGACAAAUAUCAAUACC
This is a messenger RNA of Alternaria rosae, 2573 nucleotides long. RefSeq names its product Mysoin-binding motif of peroxisomes-domain-containing protein. NCBI's taxonomy places the organism in Eukaryota, Fungi, Ascomycota, Dothideomycetes, Pleosporales, Pleosporaceae. Gene Ontology annotation, cellular component: plasma membrane. Gene Ontology annotation, biological process: cell-cell adhesion. The transcript is spliced from 4 exons. Bases 494 to 2329 code for a protein of 611 amino acids. The record is from RefSeq and is a predicted model, not a curated record. Gene Ontology annotation, molecular function: myosin binding.